Messenger RNA from Tupaia belangeri chinensis (Chinese tree shrew), 1046 nucleotides. RefSeq names its product CART prepropeptide (gene CARTPT). The transcript has 3 exons. Gene Ontology annotation, molecular function: neuropeptide hormone activity. The record is from RefSeq and is a predicted model, not a curated record. NCBI's taxonomy places the organism in Eukaryota, Metazoa, Chordata, Mammalia, Scandentia, Tupaiidae. The coding region runs from base 266 to 616 and encodes 116 amino acids. Gene Ontology annotation, biological process: G protein-coupled receptor signaling pathway; cellular response to starvation; positive regulation of MAPK cascade.
CGCGGGGCUAACAACAUUUGGGGGCGAGGGGUCCUGUUCCGUGCGCUCUAGCCCAUCUGUGCGCAGAGCCUCGUUCCCAGGCGCCUGGAGCCCGGCGGGCAUUGACGUCAAGCGGCGGCGGAGCGCUGCCUACAGACGGUUGACCUGGGCCCUCCUCCACAGCCCCCUUCCUUCCUCGCCUCCUCCCUCUUCCCAGCGCCCGGGCUCUGGCUCGCUAUAAAAGGCGGGACCGCGGUGUUCCCCAACAACAACGAAUUUCAGCACCAUGGAGAGCCCCCGCUUGCGGUUGCUGCCCUUCCUGGGAGCCGCCUUGCUGCUGAUGCUACCUCUGCUGGGCGCCCGUGCCCAGGAAGACGCCGAGCUCCAGCCCCGAGCCCUGGACAUCUACUCCGCUGUGGAGGACGCCUCCCACGAGAAGGAGCUGAUCGAAGCGCUGCAGGAAGUCUUGAAGAAACUGAAGAGUAAACGUAUUCCGAUCUAUGAGAAGAAGUAUGGUCAAGUCCCCAUGUGCGACGCAGGUGAGCAGUGUGCGGUGCGAAAAGGAGCAAGGAUUGGGAAGCUGUGUGACUGUCCCCGAGGAACCACCUGCAAUUCCUUUCUCCUGAAGUGCUUAUGAAGUGGUGUCCGUCCUCCUCCAUCUGUCUCAUGCUCCUUACUUUCCCUGAGAGGGCCAGACUUUAUCCCUGAAGUCUGGCUUUAGCAACAAAUAAAGUUUGCAUUUUUCUCUGAGAACAAAGGGGCUCUUUUUCUGCUGUUUCAAAAUAAAAGAACACAUUAGCUGUUACUAUGUGAAGGAUAAUGUCUUAGGGUGCCGAUACGUGUGCAAAGUAUUCUUUUCUUACUUCAUUUGACAAACUCUUGUGUACCUUUGUGUAAAAAAGGGGAAGCUUGCUUUGAAAAUUGUAUUUUUGUAUGUGGCAUGGCAGAAUAAAAAUUAGAUCUAGUUAGUCUUGGUAGAUGACAUUUCAACCCAGAAAAUAAAUCACCCUAGGCAACACAACUUAAGGCAUGUACAAAUUAUACAUAAUAAAAUGUUUUUAAUAAUU